GCCUGCUUUUCUCGACUUGUUUCUUUUUCCGUUUCGCAUGCUGUUCUUCCACCAGAGAAUAAUUCCGGUGUCAUUCGGUGCCUUCAACUUCCCACGCGCGUUGCCUGUCUUGGAGCUCCGCUUUGCAUGUUCUCAGGUUUGUUCCGAUUCUGCCGGUCUGUCUUCUUCUGUUUUGUUUUUCCGUGGAAGCUGAGCCGUUUUUUGCGGCCAUCCGAGCCACAAACGUCCUUUUUCAGUGGCGUUGCCUUCGAGUCUCUCUUUGCACUUUCCGGCGACAUGGCUGCUUCCUGUUCUCUGCAGAACGCCUCAACCACGACCCGCUUUCUUGUCGGGUUCGCUGUGCUGGCUUCCAUUCUCUUUGCGCUCUCACCAGCUGUCUCCUCUCUUCCCGCCCUCUCGUUCGCUGCUGCCCAGGUGGAGUCCGGUGUCCAGGCAGCUGUCCAUGUUGUUGAAGGACCGCAUGCACCGGCUGUUGCGGAAGAGCAACAGAUAACCAACGUCCGGGGGGAGUCUCCUGUGGAGAAUUCUUCUGGCGGCUCCGGGAGCCGCCCUGCGGCUUCUGGCGCUGUUGAACCAGCGGCGAUGGGUGAACCAUCAGAACGUGGUUUGGACGGCCACCGACCUUCGAGAGGAAAACCAGAAAGUGGCAAACAGCUGCUUGAACGUCUCCGACGCACCAGCACGGCGGCUCGAGGGGCGCAGACGCCAAAGGCAGAGGAACUCAAGGUGCAGGAACAGGGUCUAACCGACGAUCGGACCAUUGUCAUCAGGCCCAGGGCAGGACCGCGAGAACAACUGAAAAAAGCUCUUCGCAGGAACCUUAGAAUCACACGAGGCCAGUGGGUCAAAACGGUUCUGUGGUUCGCCAUCAGCUGCGUGCAGCUGUCGGCGGUGUCUGCACUUGUCCACGUCUUCAACGCCGGAUUGCAGGUGCUGCUCGCUUACGCCGGGAUCGGAAGCUUUUUGGUUGUGGCGUAUUCUGUCAUCUUCGGAGCCAUGCUGGUGUGGUUCGCCAUCAACGCCUUCGGUACUGCAGUGGCUACAGUGAUUGUUUUGCUGCUUGCGGAAGUCAGCGACGACGCUGGGACUAAGAAACGAGCCACGGCAAGAGACGCUGUGAAAGGCAAGCCCUCGUCCGUUGCGGAGAAGAAGCAAGCGACAGCUGCUGUCUCUCCCACGGCGGUAGAACAAGGAGACAACAACUAAGCACUCGUCCAGAAACAGAAGAAGCGAAGAGAGUGAGAGGCGUCGACUGGAGGACACAGUGCCUGCAGCGCAGCCUCAAGCAGGCCUCUCGAAUGUCUCUUCUCUGCUGUGUAUCUUCUGCGAGGGAUAGGUCGCCCCGCAGAGACGAAGAACUUCCCACCACGCGGCGCCGCUUGUUUUUGUGCUGAGUCAGCGUUCACUGAAGAGAAAGGUUUUCGUCACGGUUUUCGGACGUUUCGAAAGGUCGUGACCAUCGAUUUUUGGGGUUCGCCGGUAUUGGAGACCUCUUUUUUUUGCACCGAUGUUGCUUUAAAUCUAGAACAAUAGCGCGCACUCCCGGAACGCUUCUGAAGCUGAAGUGUGGGUAUAACUGCGGCCACCAGACCUACCGACACUUUCCAUAAUGAGUUGCGGCG
Toxoplasma gondii ME49 is the source of this 1622-nucleotide messenger RNA. RefSeq lists its product as hypothetical. Lineage: Eukaryota; Apicomplexa; Conoidasida; Eucoccidiorida; Sarcocystidae. Bases 127 to 1206 code for a protein of 359 amino acids. The record is from RefSeq and is a predicted model, not a curated record. The transcript has 3 exons.